Sycon ciliatum is the source of this 3095-nucleotide messenger RNA. RefSeq lists its product as uncharacterized. Gene Ontology annotation, biological process: signal transduction. NCBI's taxonomy places the organism in Eukaryota, Metazoa, Porifera, Calcarea, Leucosolenida, Sycettidae. The record is from RefSeq and is a predicted model, not a curated record. The transcript is spliced from 10 exons. Bases 359 to 2311 code for a protein of 650 amino acids. Gene Ontology annotation, cellular component: cytoplasm. Gene Ontology annotation, molecular function: protein binding.
GCAGAUCGACAGGCAGUUCACCCGAGUAUUCGUUGAGAUCGCGUGUUUGUCCUCAACUAUUCAUGACAGAUGAUAAGUAUCCACUCGGAUCCAGCGCAUGCAGUACACACCCAGAACAAACUUUUGUUUUCGUGAUGAGCUGAUCCAUUCUAAAAACUGUCAAAACAGCGAGCGAGCGGUCUUCAUACAUGCAGGACUUCCAUUGUUCCAGGUCAGGGCCAUGGGCAUUUCUUUUUGUAUAAGCAUGUCGAUGAGCCUUCCGGAUGGCCAUCGCUAAUCGGGCACCUGUGUGGGGGAAACGAGAGCUGCUAGCGUCCACGUCCUCCGUCCGGCCGUGACGGCUUGUGCGCGAGUGACCAUGGCUGUUUAUACUGUCAACAUUGAGCGGGACGGUGGAGAGCUGGGCUUCAGUGUCAAGGGAGGAAGAGAGCACGGCAUUGGCAUACUGGUGUCCAGCGUCGACCCACGUGGAAUAGCCCAUAGCCUGCUGGAAGUUGGCGAUGAGAUUCUCUAUGUGAACGGGCUUCGGCUGUGCGACAUGACGCAUGGCGAGGCAGUGCAGAUCAUCAGAGGCGCAGGCAACGACCUCACGCUGACCAUUCAACACCAUGCGUCCAUCCAGUCGGCUCUAGCAACAUCUGUGGGCGACAUUGAGAAGAUGAAGACGGACUUUGAGCGGAUGCGCGAGAAGAUCCGCAGUCGUCCACUGGCGCCGACACAGGCGAUGCAAGGUGCACCCGAGGCGCGGUCAUUUCCUUUUCCGCCGUUCCUGUCCUCGCGCUGGACCACGUCCCGCGAGGAUGACUCCGUGAUCCAAUCACCCACGGACCCGCCAACGGACAGCCCUAUGCUCAAAACGGAGGCCGAGCCGAGUCAGAACGAUUCCGUGGCGGUCUCGCGUGCGCCGAAUAGGACACCAUCGUCAGGAGUCUUGCCCGGUAUGAGUCAGCGGCCGGUAUCUCGGGAAGAAACCGAUGGUGGCAGUGAAGCGCAUGAGCUACAGCGAGGGAUGAAGAUAGUCAAAACAUCUAAAGUGUCUGACGUACGGCGUGGCUCGUUGCCAGAGGGUUGGGUACAGCGCCUGGACCCGCGCACCGACCAGUGCUACUAUGAGAACCACUGGCUAGGUUUGUCGUUCUGGACUGACCCACGCACACUGCCGCCCGCUGCUGAUGUUCUAAAGUACGACUGGUCAGAUUUGCCAAUCGGUUGGAAGCAGUUUGUUGAUAAGAAUGGCUUUGUCUAUUACAUAAAUCACCACAACCACACCAGCCACUGGGAAUCACCUACACUGACGCAACAGUCCAAGCUCCUAGCCCAGGUCAAGACACAUUACAAUGAAGUGGACGAGCGGCUUCAGGCCGAAGCUAAAACACUGAAGCAGAAGCGGGAGGCGCUGCUGAAGAACCGAGAUGAGUUACAGCGUCUUACUGCGCAGCGCGAUGCAAUGGAGAAGCCAGGCACGCCAGCAUCCACCUCUUCCAGUGGAAACAGUUCACGGGACCAGGACAUUAAGAAUUCACUAAACGGUCUAGUGUCGGCCGUCGUUGAGGAGGUCAUGCAGCUCAACGAGGCCGUCGAGGGCUUGUCAUCGCAGCUGGGCGAUUACCGCAAGGGUUUAGCGGCACUGGAGGUGCUGAGACGGCAAGCCCAGGAGGAGCUGAACUCCGGUACUGACCUGGUGUCACAAUCCUCCAACCUGGCCAAACAACUACACAGCACCUUUGCCGAGACGGUGUCACUGCACCGACAGAAACUUGCGGCACUCUAUCGUCUGGAAGGGCAGCGCAAACGCCAGCGUAGAAGGUCUUCUAUGCUGGCCGGUCCGGGCAGACUGAACGCCUCGUUGUCACCGCAGCGUUCUAUUUCCUUCGACGGCGGUGAGUGCCUGUCCCCGGACACGUCACUUCUGUACAUGCUGCAGCUGCCCGAUGCCAAGCCAAUGCCAGCCAGCGUCGAUUCGGACGGUGAUGAUGAUACGGAUGGCAUGGACAACGGCUUGAUCCGCUUGCCAGCAGACCCACGUGACACCAAGCUAGCUCGGCGGAUACACGUGCUUGGCGACGAACUGACGGUCAAGUGCAACCUGGAAAUGCGCGUGGACAUUGCCCUACUGCAGCAACUCUCGACGUCUUCGCGCUCCUGCCUCGGCCUGCUCAAGUCCUGGGAGGAAGAGGUGCGUCACAACAGCCACGCCUGGACAUCUGUCGUGGAUAAGCUGACGGGCUUGGAGGACCUGAUGGAGACGGCUCACUUUGAAUGGCUAGCCCUGAGAUUCAAGGAGAAAUUGAAGAAGCUGACAGGUAGCUGAUUGGACUAAACUCACACACCGAAUGGCUCACUGGUAGCAGUGAGGUUGACGUAUUCCAAAGUUGUGACCGGUCAUCCCAAUGAUAUCGGCUCUAGUCACUUUUCACACAAAAUCCGUAUAAUCAGCAUGGCGGAUCCUAUCUGUGAAAGCUGCAGUCAGUCAUAUUCAAUCCCAAUCCAGGCAACUGCAACUGCAUGCACAGUACAGCUUUACAGCUAUUCACGCCACGGCCUUAUGGCCGCUUAUUGGAUAAAGCAAGCCAUGCAUGCUGGCACCGAUUCAGGGCCCGGAGUGGCGUUCUGCGCCUGCGUCUAACAUCUCAAGCACCGCCUUGGAGCUGUGGUGACCGAUAUCCUAAGUUAUUCAAACUAUCUGCAGCAUAAUAACAGAUCCGAGCUGCCAAUUUUAGAAUCAAAGCACUUGAAAAACCUAUAACUUUAUGAUUUGAAAAUAUCACCAAAAUUGCUAGGAAGCUUCUUUCUUAUGCUUAGAAACUAGGUAGUGGUUUAAUUCUCCAGCUAACAGUUUGAAGUUACCCCGAGGCCCAGUGAUCAUAUGAGUCGUCUCAUCUUCAUGUUCAUAUGCAUGUACUUAUGAAGUAAUUGUCAUAGUACAUGGCCAUAUGCCACAUUGUCCUAGUGCACACUGCAUCGUAUGCCAUGUUGAUGGUAUUAGAGUAUCUGCAAGGGGACUGGGAUCAGUCCGAUCCUGGUCCAGGCUUAAGAUCCCACCCUGGCACAUGCAUGAUGGCAUUCGAUCUCAGGUGGUGCAAGCCUGCCCCCUC